AUGGCGACUCUAAACACCAUCACUGCCCAUAGGCUUUUCCCACUCCCCAAAUCCAUUACAGAAUCAAAUAACUCAUAUACAGUUUGUAUCUCUACCUCCUCUUCCCAACUCUUCCUCAACAAAUCAAACCCAUCACUGAAUUCAACUUUCUCAAAGAAGAAGAGACUCAACUGGGUCAUCAACGCAGUUGCAGAGGAUCAAGACUUGGCUCCAGCACAGACAAGUGGUUCAAAAGUCCAUCAAGAUGAAGAUUUGCCUCGCUCAUCGCUUGAUGGGUCUGAAGAUUCUGAGGGUUUAUCAUCAUCAUCAGUUUCUUCUCAGGGAAAAGGAGAUAACUAUGAGUUUGAUAGGUUGAGGAGUAAAACAAUUAAUGCUACAAUUGUUCUAGCUGGUGGUACUCUUGCAAUCACUAGAUUGCUAACCAUUGAUCAUGAUUACUGGCAUGGGUGGACUCUAUACGAGGUAUUGAGGUAUGCGCCCGAGCACAAUUGGGUUGCCUACGAAGAAGCUCUGAAGACGAAUCCUGUUUUAGCCAAAAUGGCAAUAAGUGGAGCUGUCUACUCAAUUGGGGAUUGGAUUGCACAAUGCUACGAAGGAAAACCUCUUUUUGAGUUUGAUCUUACACGUAUGCUCAGAUCAGGCCUUGUUGGAUUUUCUCUCCACGGGUCCCUUUCUCAUUAUUAUUACCAGUUCUGUGAGGCUCUUUUCCCUUCCAAGGAUUGGUGGGUGGUCCCUGCUAAAGUUGUCGUUGACCAAACUGUGUGGGCGGCCAUAUGGAACAGCAUCUACUAUGUGGCUUUGGGAUUCUUGCGGCGGGAAUCACCGGCCAAUAUUUAUGGUGAAGUGAAAUCAACAUUUUGGCCGAUGUUGACUGCAGGGUGGAAGCUUUGGCCGUUUGCUCAUCUGAUAACCUAUGGUGUGAUUCCAGUGGAGCAAAGGCUUCUCUGGGUCGACUGUGUGGAGCUCAUUUGGGUUACCAUACUGUCCACUUACUCAAAUGAGAAGUCAGAAGCAAGAAUAACAGAGGCUACACAGGAAGCAAAUUCCAGGUCAUCGAACAAUGCAGAGGACUGAUGACCGGGAAACUGGAUUUGCUAAGACAAGAAUGACUCAAUCUUAUGCUGUCAGCCAAUGGUAAAUGAAAAUGGGAUUGAACCUAGACCAGAAGCUUGAUGCUGACACCAUGGGCCAAACUACUCAUAGUUCUGGGCUAGCCCCUGCUACAUUCUUUUAUCAUCAUACAUAUUCUUUAGUCUUCUGUUUCUUUGAACCCAAUAUUAUUGUCAUCAAUUCUGUAACAUGGUGUGCAUAUUUUUCUUCAUACCUAUGCUAUAUUUAUUCAAACCAUUGUUGAACUGAUGUGCAAUGUAAGUCUAGGGUUUCAAUAAGAACAGUGCUAUUGUCACA
Molecule: messenger RNA, 1407 nt
Organism: Vitis vinifera (wine grape)
Lineage: Eukaryota; Viridiplantae; Streptophyta; Magnoliopsida; Vitales; Vitaceae
Exons: 7
Coding region: 1-1074 (357 amino acids)
Cellular component (GO): membrane; cytoplasm
Source: RefSeq, a predicted model, not a curated record